CAAAAAACCCGAUUUUCUUUUACUCUCAGAAGAUGAACAGUAGCAGCUUAGUUUCAAGAACGCUAAAGCUAAAGAAUCCAAAACUUUUGCUGUUGGAAUCUUGUUCUACCCUCUUAGACCUGAAAAUCAUCCAUGCCCAUAUGAUAAGAACGCACACAAUCUUUGAUGUAUUUGCAGCUAGUCGUUUAAUUGCCUUCAGCACAGAGAACAAUCUGCUAGAUUAUGCAUUACAGAUCUUUUACCAAAUCCAGAACCCCAAUCUCUUUAUUUACAAUGCAUUGAUCAGGGGUUUUUCUGGAAGCCAAACCCCAGUUCAGUCCUUGUAUUUUUAUAUCCAAUCACAAAGGGUAGGUAUAUUCCCUGAUAAUCUUACUUUUCCAUUUUUAAUCAAGGCUUGUACUCAGUUGGGGUCCUUGGAUAUGGGAAUUCAAGCCCAUGGCAAAGUAAUUACGCAUGGACUUGAAGCUGAUGCCUAUGUGCAAAACUCACUUGUUAACAUGUAUGCUACACUUGGGGAUAUAAAGGCUGCAAGCUAUAUCUUUCGAACUAUGUCUCGGUUAGAUGUUGUUUCUUGGUCUUCAAUGGUAGCAGGUUAUAAUAAAUCAGGAGAUGUUGAGUCGGCACGCAUGUUGUUCGACAGAAUGCCUGAGAAGAACUUGGUUACAUGGAGUAUAAUGAUCAGUGGGUAUGCAAGGAACAAUUUGUUUGACAAGGCAAUAGAAUUGUUUCAAGUUCUUCAAUCUGAAGGGGUUCAAGCAAAUGAGACGGUAAUGGUUAGUGUAAUAUCUUCAUGUGCUCACUUAGGUGCCCUUGAAUUGGGAGAAAGAGCUCAUGAUUAUGUGGUGAGAAAUAAGAUGACUAUCAAUUUGAUACUGGGUACUGCCUUGGUAGAUAUGUAUGCUAGAUGUGGAAGUAUUGAUAAAGCUGUUCAGGUUUUUGAGGAACUUCCUGAGAGAGAUGCCCUAAGCUGGACUGCACUUAUUGCUGGAUUUGCAAUGCAUGGUCAUGCAGAGAAAGCAGUUCAGUAUUUCUCAGAAAUGAUAAAGACAGGGCUAACUCCAAGAGACAUAACCUUCACUGCAGUUUUAUCGGCUUGCAGUCACAGGGGUUUGGUUGAAAGAGGGAUGGAGAUUUUCGAAAGCAUGAAAAGAGACUACCGUAUAGAGCCUAGAUUGGAGCACUACGGAUGCGUGGUUGAUCUGUUAGGCCGAGCGGGGAAGUUAGCGGAAGCUGAGAAGUUUGCCCUUGAAAUGCCGGUAAAGCCCAAUGCACCGAUUUGGGGAGCAUUACUUGGAGCUUGCAGGACAUACAAAAAUGCAGAAAUUGCAGAAAGAGUGGGAAAGAUUUUGAUCGAAUUACAACCAGAACAUAGUGGCUACUAUGUGCUGCUUUCGAACAUUUAUGCCCGGACGAACAAGUGGGAUAAUGUCGAAAGCAUGAGACAGAUAAUGAAGGAAAGGGGAGUAAAGAAACCACCUGGACACAGUCUGAUUGAGAUAGAUGGGAAGGUUCAUAACUUUACCAUAGGAGACAAAACACACCCAGAAAUAGAGAAGAUUGAAAAAAUGUGGGAAGAGAUUCUUAAGAAGAUAAGAACAGUAGGAUACACUGGAAACACUACGGAUGCAAUGUUUGACAUAGAUGAGGAAGAAAAAGAAAAUGCCUUGCACAAGCACAGUGAAAAGCUUGCUAUUGCAUAUGGGAUUAUGAGGACUAAAGCUCAUACCACCAUUAGAAUAGUGAAGAACUUGCGGGUAUGUGAAGAUUGCCACACAGCUACAAAGCUGAUAUCUAAAGUUUAUGAACGAGAGUUGAUAGUAAGAGACAGGAACAGGUUCCAUCAUUUUAAAGGAGGAGCUUGUUCUUGCAUGGAUUACUGGUGAAAGUGCACUUUGCAAUUACAAACCAUCUUGAUGAUAUUUGCUUACAAAUUCAACUUUCUGAAAGACUUUGCAUGAUAAAAUCAGGGGUUGACGUUUCUGGA
Messenger RNA from Manihot esculenta (cassava), 1984 nucleotides. Its product is annotated as pentatricopeptide repeat-containing protein At5g06540. The coding region runs from base 33 to 1883 and encodes 616 amino acids. Gene Ontology annotation, biological process: RNA modification. NCBI's taxonomy places the organism in Eukaryota, Viridiplantae, Streptophyta, Magnoliopsida, Malpighiales, Euphorbiaceae. The record is from RefSeq and is a predicted model, not a curated record. The transcript has a single exon. Gene Ontology annotation, molecular function: RNA binding; zinc ion binding; protein binding.